This is a messenger RNA of Pararge aegeria (speckled wood butterfly), 2617 nucleotides long. RefSeq lists its product as uncharacterized. Bases 1628 to 2233 code for a protein of 201 amino acids. Lineage: Eukaryota; Metazoa; Arthropoda; Insecta; Lepidoptera; Nymphalidae. The transcript is spliced from 3 exons. The record is from RefSeq and is a predicted model, not a curated record.
AGAUCUUGUGUUUACAAACAUUAAGUAUUGUACUCUUAAAGCUCUGAUAAAAAGCAAGCAUACCUUGUUGUUUAUCUUUGGCCCCAACAAUGAAAUCAGUUAAUGCAAUUGCUAAGGUAUUAGUAACAACAACCAAGCUGAUUGUGUUUUUAACAUAUUUAUUAACGAUAACAGCCCAAGUAAGUUACAGUUAUUUGUAAAUGUAUAAACUUAAUCCUUGAAAUUAAAAAGGACCUAAUUUCGUCACUCCUACAAGUAAAUAGUUUUUUAAUUAUGUCAUUAUUAAAAUAACAAUAGAACUAAAAGAUGUAAAAUAAAAUAUUUAAAAAAUUCAACCGAAUUCAAUGAAUCGGACUUAAGAACGUGAAUCUGGCCGUAAUUUAAAUAUUCGGUUAACGGUUCCUUAAUUUAUUUAUGUUAAUUGUGCAAAUGACUUGGAUAAGCAGCUGGUACGUGAGAGUUUAAUAUAUUUCUUUUUAUUUGACAGGGUUUAAUAAAACUACCAUCCCCAUGACAGGUUAGCCUGCUACCAUAUUAAGACUGCUUUAUCACUUAACGCCUAGUGAGUAUGCAGUCAAGAGCUUACCUGUAGUGGUAAAAACAAACCUUUUAUGGUAGUUAAAAUACCUAUCAACUUUCUGGCAUGCGAGUCCUGUACAUACAAUAUGAUGGAUCUUGAACAGAAAUAACUAACUCACUCUUUGAUUAUAAAUUAUAAUUAGGGAGUAAUGAGAAUCGAUAAAGCCGUGGGAAACACAUUUUGGUAAUAUCUACGAAAAGUAAAGCAUUUUUCUUCGGUUAUUUGUAUAGGCACCGCAUAGGUUUAUCUACGCUUAUCCGCCGAACAAAUUACAGUGUAUAAUAAUUAAUAUUGUACAAAGAUGAAAAUGUAAUUUCAGAAUAAGGAGGACAUAUACCUGAGUCCCUGGUCUUCGAUCAAAUCAGCCGAACCUAAAAUUAUUAAAUUUGAUCCUGCCGGUCACUUAAAAUUAGAAAAUAUAUCUAAGAACAAAAUUGUAAGAUUUAAACAAAUUGCUGAAUAUGUUAAGGGCAAUAAAAAAUAUAUUUUGCCCCAUGAUGAUGAUUAUAAAGAAUGGAAUUCAACGUAUGUUGUGAGUGCUAUAAAAAACUUUAUAGCCAACUACGUGCAGCCACGAAAGAAAUUAAAAGCAUUGACAAAUUGCGUAAAUGAUCUACAAUUAUGCAGAUUUUUAUUUUGCCCAAACAUAAAAGAGAAUUGCAUUUUGUGCGAAGUUCAUACAAAAAAUAAUUAUGAGAAUUCGACUUACUGUGAAUCUUUUAACACAAGUUUUUUGGUUGAUCACGGUAUCUUUGAUUAGGGCUAGCCAAGCGAUUUAAAUAUAAAUAAUAUAAUAUACAUAAAAAGUAGUACACAUGAUGCAUAUUUUAAAAUGAAAAAAAAAAACAAGUGCACCAAAUUAAUGAAACUAAGCUAUGGGAUGAUUAAUAGUGCUUUGGUAUGUUUCUUCAUAACUCAUUAAGUAAACAUUCCCGAAACUGCCUUAUCUCUUAUGAGAUAGGGACAUAGCUGAGGUAACUAUAAAAGGCGGAGGUGGGACUGUUCAAACAUUUAUUAUUAGGAAGUUGCACACAACACCGUGACAUUAUGUUCAGUUCUAAGAGUCUCGUAUCAAUUAUUGUUUUGUGUAUAGUGCAUGAAUCUAUAAGCAAACCGUAUUCACAUAACGAAUCUGAGGGACGCGGUGUCGGCUCCACAUUAUGGGGUUGGAUAACGUAUCCUUUUUCAUGGUGGAGUUCUGAUAACAGUGAUAUACCAUAUGAAAGCAACACAGGUAUGGGAUUGAGUCGGUUUAACGCAUAUGACUCUGUAGAAAUAGGCAGGUAUAACGUUACCUUAUGGUGUAACGAUCAGACAUGUACAACGAUUAAGUGUGAUAGAUUCGGUUGCAUGAAUAUCACAUGCAACAUGUAUGAUACUGAUAUAACUGGAGAAUGUAGAAGCUUCAAUACGAAGGUUAAACCAGAAGAACCAACGACGCCUAAAUCUUCUAAAGCGGCUUCGCAACCACCACCGCAAUCAUAUGAAACUGAAACCACGUUAAAUCAACCCGUAACACCAAAUACUGUUAUAAUAUUAUCAUCGACCGAAAACGAUAACAUACAAGGAACUGAAGAUCGACCUCUGGAACUAGAAGCGGUUUUAUCAUCUACAGUAACUGAAAAUGUAGAAAAAGAAACUGGGACUGCAUGAUGUUUAAGCGAAGUAUUAAGCAGAUGCGAGACCAAGAAGUGACGCCUCAUACAACUUUAUAACAUUUGAUUUAGAUAAAAUUGUCUUGAAUUAUAUUCAAAACUUUUUUGUUCACUAUGUGACAAAGUUAACGAAUAGUUUAGUUUUAAAAUUGAACAUUGAUUCCCUUUGUUCUGAUGGAAUAUGUUACUACACGCGAUGUCAAAACUAUAACUGUGAAGUAGAGUUUUGUAAGUAUAACUUAUUCACUGGGGAGAUGAAAUGUACGUCAAAUCAACCUCAUGAUCGGUCCAAGCUAAACCUCCAAACAAAUGAGCAUAGAUUUACUAAUAACUUGGAAGAUAAUGAAAUAAGCUUUAGAAAUAAAUAAUAAAUUUAAUCAAA